AUGUCGUACGCAGCCUGUACUAAGUGCCUGCGACGAGAAAAGCCCUGUACGUACAGCAUUGAUUCCAGCGCCAUCGAGCGACAAACAAAACGCAAACCCCUUGUCCCAAAGGUGCGAACAAUCCGCAGUCACAUUCCCUUUGCGGCCUCGUCUCCAAAUAUAGGAGCUUACCCGCUUGCGACUCCGUCGACCUUGUCCAGAUCAGAGCAUGUCGAGGAAAGCCAACAGCCAGAGCUUGAUCGGGAUCAAAACCGUGCGUACUACAGCACCCAUGGACAGUUUGCUGGCGAAGUCGCAGCCGCAAUAGAUGUGAGAGCAGGACUCGUCCCGGCCGCUACUUCGAACCUUGUUCCAUUCGUGGAUGCGCCGUUGUUCGGGGUGUUAGACCUGCACUCUCCGUAUAUCGAUCCCUUGGAGCCGGUCUUGAGUAGAGAACGCUUCUUACACGAUUAUGAGGCAACGUACUCUCGACCUGAUGCACCGCUCCACGCGGACCGUGAUAUCUGGCUCAGCAUACUCAACGUUGUCUUUGCCCUAGCAGUGCAGAGACAGGAAUUCAUUCCUCCACAGCAACGUGACAAAGAAGGGAAUCGCUUUUUCCAGCGCGCCUGGGCUCUUCUCCGGCCCGAGACAAUCCUAUGGAAGCCUGGAACGCUCGAGCUGGUCCAGUGUUUGAUGCUUAUGAAUCGAUACCUCCACUGCACCAGCAACCAACUGAAGACAUGGAUGACAGCGGGGUUGGCAAUCCGGAUUGCGCAGAGUAUGUGUUGCCAUCUGCCCGAGGGGUCUUCAGCCAAGCAUUCUUGCAAUGACAGGAUGUUGAAACAAAAGAUGCGUUUCGUGGUCACUCGGCCGGGCAUCGGCGCCGUCCUUGAUCCCCUUACCGAACAGGCUAAGGCCAUGUCUACACGGGGAAGCUACCUACAGGGCGGUAAUCAUGCUGAGCAUCUUUCACGAGAGCUUCAUGAAAUUGGCAACCAGAUUCAGUUGGCACAGACACAGACUCGCAAUGCUCUCGCUGCCAGGUUGGGACUGCCUCGUCUAUAUCAACAGGACGACUACCACGCUGUGGCGGUGCAGCUAGACGCCUGCCUCAACAAAUGGGAGAAUGGUCUUCCCAGCGACUGGAAAUUGCAGAAUAUCAACAAGGUUGUCCACAGGAUAUCUCUCCUUCACUCUCGAAACGUUCUGUACAGACCUAUGAUCGCACGCCUCUACUCCAUGAAACCCCACCAGGCAACAACCCAGCCACAACCCAAUCCUCCAAGCCUAAGCGAUCGUCUCCUCAGAGAAUGCGCCGCAAUGUGCCUGGAAGCCGCGCAGAAGCUCACCUCGCUGAUCAUCGAGACCCUGGAGCCAAACGAACCAAUGGGUCUCCUGCCCUGGUGGUAUCGAAUCUACUAUCUACAUAUCGCAGGGACCAACUUUCUAGCGGACCUGUUCACCACGUCGGUGUCGCAAUCCUGGAAAGAGGUCCUGUCAGCCCUCCGCGCGCAUGAGCAUUUGAGCAUGUAUGUUCAACAGUGCAUCCGGACAUUUGAGAUGCUCUCGACAAGGAUCUUGGAGACGCAAUAUACCACCCCGGAUCGAACUGGGGGGAUGCCGCUUGAGGAGGCGACAUCUGGGUCGCUGUUCGAUAACAUAUUUCAGGAUUUAGGGUUUGAUUGCGAUGGUUUUCUCUUUGGAAUGGAGCAUUUUACUGAGGGCAUACGACCUAGUUCGAGCUGA
Messenger RNA from Aspergillus viridinutans, 1728 nucleotides. RefSeq names its product putative transcription factor. Gene Ontology annotation, molecular function: zinc ion binding; DNA-binding transcription factor activity, RNA polymerase II-specific; RNA polymerase II cis-regulatory region sequence-specific DNA binding. The record is from RefSeq and is a predicted model, not a curated record. Gene Ontology annotation, biological process: positive regulation of transcription from RNA polymerase II promoter by galactose; DNA-templated transcription. NCBI's taxonomy places the organism in Eukaryota, Fungi, Ascomycota, Eurotiomycetes, Eurotiales, Aspergillaceae. The coding region runs from base 1 to 1728 and encodes 575 amino acids. Gene Ontology annotation, cellular component: nucleus. The transcript is spliced from 4 exons.